Bacillus rossius redtenbacheri is the source of this 1869-nucleotide messenger RNA. RefSeq names its product protein FAM98A. The coding region runs from base 123 to 1184 and encodes 353 amino acids. The record is from RefSeq and is a predicted model, not a curated record. The transcript is spliced from 8 exons. Gene Ontology annotation, cellular component: tRNA-splicing ligase complex. NCBI's taxonomy places the organism in Eukaryota, Metazoa, Arthropoda, Insecta, Phasmatodea, Bacillidae.
UGCGGUUAAUUGGCUUUUCAUCGCUGCCGUUUCUGUGUUGAGGUUAUAUUGAGAUUAAUAAUGAUUUUGCUGUCUUUGUAGCAUUUUAACACUCACCACUUUCGUUACCAGAGUUUUCGACAAUGGAGAAUGAUAUCUUAGAUUCACUAGAGGAUGUUGGGUAUGCUGGGCCAAUGCUGGAUGAAGGGGGGCUGGAGAAAGCCCUGGAAGGGGGCCCCAAGUCUGUGGAAUACACGGAGCUGGUGGAAUGGUUAUCCAAAGAGCUGAAAGUCUUGUGCAAGUUAGAAGAACACGUGAAUGCAAUCAGUAGUCCAGAUGACUCAAGCUCUUUUCUUCUGGAAGUAAGCAGCUUUCUCAAGGAAAUAGGUUGUGGCUAUUCAUUCCUGAUGGAAGGCCACAUGAGUGAGCGACUGCACACGAGAGAGAAUCGCCUCUUGCUGCUGGACUUUCUGCUGACGGAACUACAGGCUGCUCGCAUGAUGUCUGUUAACAAGCCAGACACAUCCAACAUCAUGCAAGUGCAGCUGAAUGAGAGCAAGACUGCAAGUGAUUUGAAGACCAUGCUGAUAGCACUCAAGUUUCCAAAGCCACCAGCAAACAUAACACCUUUGCUGCUGUUUGGGAAGGUGGAGCAGAAGAUGAAGGAGGUAUUGGCAAAAGCUUCACCUGAACUGAUUGGCAAGCCUCUUUUCACUGGAGUGCUUUCAGACAAGCAGUGGCACCAACUCGAAGAACUACAAGCCGAGUUGCAGCAGGAGUAUCGCUUGCGGAGAGAGAUGUUGAUCAAGCGGUUGGAUGUAACCAUCCAGUCAUUUCAGUGGUCGGACCGAGUCAAGAAUAAGGAGGACCAGAUAGCAUCGCUGUUCCUGUCAAAGAGGAAGGCUCUGACCGUGGAGCCUGACGUGGACUUGUCAGAUCUCUUGGCUGCUAGGGAUGACCUGGCCAUCAUAGAGAAGACCAGCAGUGCGUCAGUACGCAAGAACACUCAGUCGUCCAUCAACAAGGUCAUCAUUGGGAGGGUUCCGGACCGCGGCGGCAGACCGAGCGAGCAGCAGCCGCCACCACCGGAAAUGCCCAGCUGGCAGCAGCAGCGACCAGGAGGAGGGGGUGGCUUUGGCGGCGGCGGUGGCGGUGGCGGCGGUGGCUUCCAGGGUGGCAGAGGUGGAGCGGAGAGAGGGGGGUAGGGUGCAGGGAGGCUGGAACCAGGGGGGUGGGGGUGGUGGUGGCCGGGGAGGGGGAGGGGGUUGCUAUCAAGGAGGGGGGGGGAGGGGGUGGUUAUCAAGGAGGAGGGGGAGGUGACUACCAAGGAGGGGGUGGUGGCUAUCGAGGGGGAGGGGGUGGAGGAGGCAGGGGUGCCCGAGGUGGCAGGGGUAGGGGUGGAUACCAACAGGGUAACUACCGCUGAAACAUUUUCUGUUUUAGGAAAAUUGUUUCUUACAUUAUUUUGUAGCGUUUCUAACUAUAAAAUAAUUGAAACUAUUUAUUCAUUGUUUUUUGUACCUAUAUUAUUAAUUGUAGGUUUAAACUUAAUUUUAUUCAGUGUGCAGACCGCAGGACUAAUACUUAAAACAAAUACUUAUUAAUUAUGUAUGUGUAUUCACAAGCAACCAUAAAAAGGUCUUGUUUCUUUAGUUAGCUCGCAAGCAUUCUGUUAAAAUAUUUUAUAUUUAUUGUGUUGCAAUCAAAUUUAAAUUUGUUGUAUUCUAACUUUCAUUACGUGUAUGUUGUAUAUUUUUUUUUUAUUUAUCAAGCCCUAUUUUGAUGAUGCAGAUGUUCAACUUUGCAAACCAAGAAAUUGUAUGUAUUAAUCAAGUGCAAGAAAAAAAUAUGUGCCAAUAAAAUUACUGAACUUUCCUAAUGUUUACAUGU